Linum trigynum is the source of this 3041-nucleotide messenger RNA. NCBI's taxonomy places the organism in Eukaryota, Viridiplantae, Streptophyta, Magnoliopsida, Malpighiales, Linaceae. The record is from the annotation of a GenBank genome assembly.
GGGACCAUUGUAUACGCAAUAAGUUGGCAAUUAAGAAACUGACACAUCAUUAUAUUAUGUUAAGAAAUAGUUGAUCCCAACAAUUGUUGGAAGAGUUUCAAUCGUGGAUCAUAACCCAUUUACUAAUAAUGAAAUGACCGAACCGCAAUUUAAAUGUCUUGUUUCAGUAGAAAAUACCUCGCCAUUAAUUUUUCUAGUACAGUCUUUGGUACGGUUUCACACGACUUUUUCCUUUAUUAUCUCAUCGAAACUAUUAAAAUCGAGCUCAAUGAUUUAAGAUCGAAACAUUUCAAAUAGGCGACUAGCAACUUUAGGCUGAAACCGGCACAAAUUAUCGAUUGAUCAAAGAUGAAUAAAAUCACUUUCCAUGUGAUAUGAUGUCGAGGCUCCACGGGAGCGUUGGAAUGGUUCCCCGCCGGCGGCCCACACGGCCCCUCCGAUCAUCACCCUCCCCUUUCCACAUAAAGCAGUGAUGAGCGGAAUGGAAUGGAACGUUUCGCAUUGAUUGGCGGGGAGUGGACAGGACGCGUCGACAACCAACGCAACCACCACCAUGAUCACAACCGUUGCUUAUAUUCAUCACCGUGAAAUUAAAGCAUAUACAUGGCCGGCGGCUGUAGGACAAAACAAGACACGACGGACCCGAAGUAUACAGUAUACUAUGAAGUAUGAAGUCUUCUGUUCCAUCGAAUCGAUCAUACUACUCGGUGCUUUCAAUUUUGGGGCAUGCAAUGUAAUGUGCUACGUCAAAUCGUUGCGUUGGCCCUCCGGAAGUUAUAAGGAACAUAGAUUUUGAUGCGUGAUCAGAAAUUUGAUUAACCCUAAAAGGAAAACUACUCUGUUGGAGAUUUGGUUCAUUUAUAGGAUAAAUAGUAGAAAUUUUUGACGGUGUCAUUAAGUGGUCAACACAUGUCCGAUUCCUCCAAAACUCGAUUUAUUUAAAACAAAGUAGUCGUUGGCAUGGUAUCGAACUCUUUUAUUGAAUUGUGUAGUGUUCUCCAUAAAAAAAAUGUCUAGUAUUCAAUCUUUAAUAUUGAAAACUCAUUCAACUAAGUAAAAAUAUUAUGACGUGUAUCGGUGUGUGUACAUAUUUAAACUUGUGGUAACUGAUACAUACCGUCUUCUAGAAUACUCAAAGCACUGUAUUCUAGCCACAAACAAUAUUGAAAUGCACCUUUCACUAGAAGAGACAAAAUCGAUACGUGAAAUGGAAUCAGAACAUGAACUAAACUCCAACACAUGAUCACCGUUAACAACGGAAAAAAGAAGAACAAAAAAAUUAUAUAAUAUUACACAAACCACGAGACAAACCCACAACAGCAAAAAAAAAAAGCCCGUUAAAAAUAAAAUUACCCAAUAGACCAAAGCCCAUUUCACCACCCAAACCCAGUCCAAAAAAGGAAAAUAAAAACAUUAAAAAAAUAAAAAGUUACGCCCGUCCAUCGAAAGCAGUAGCAGAACCAGAAAGCAAUAAAUCCGAUUUCAUUAUUUGACUGCUGUUGCCCAACAAAGCUUUUCCCCAAUUUUCCACCAUCGCUUUUCGUUUCCCGAGCUCUUCCUUCCUCUUGCCUUUGUCGUCUUCUUCCACCGCUUCCGCCGUUCCAACGGCCAUUUCUUCCCCCCACCUGAAAUUCUCCUAACUAAUGCGAAUCACCUGACCGAUUUUUCGCCAAAUGGGUUGUUGUCUUAGCAGCGCAAGCAAAUCUUCUCCCCCUGUUUCUGCUACUCACCCUUCCUCCAAAAACGGCAACCGUUACGACUUCGAGCCGCCCAAGUUUCUCAAGUCAACCGCGGAAACCAGAGCUCCGCCGCCGGACUGCGACGAGGAAACCGUCAAGGAAGUCCUCUCCUCCGAAACCCCUAACCCAAAGCCUCCCCACAGGCCGCCGCCGCCGCAGCAGCAGCAUUACUCUGCCAUUCCUCCUCCCCAAUCGCCGCCAAAUCCGGUGAAUCCGGAGCCCGAGGAGCCGAUUUUACUCGAGAAGAAGGAAAUUCGAGCGCCGGUGGUGGAGAAACUAGUGGAGGAAGAGGAGAUCUCGGAGCAAGAUGCGUCGGAGGUCUGCAGCGUGAGCGUGAGCUUCAGCAUGAGCGAGAGCGCGAUGUCGACGGCGACGACGGCGAACGACGAGGAGGUCACGAUGAAGCAGAUGAAGGGAAGCAGGAGAUCUUCUCCGUCAGGGAAGAUGUCCGCGGCGAGGAUAAAUCGGGCGUUUUCGACGGCGGAUUCGAGGAAGGAGCAGCAGCGGGUGGUGGGGAGGUCACCGACCCGGCGAUCUGACCGGUCUCCGGUGAAGAGGAAUUACUCCGGCGGCGGAGGAGCUGGGCAGCAGGUGAGGAUGGUUCAUCAUCAGGGUCCGAAUCCGGGUGCGAGAAGACCGUUGCGACCCGACCCGAGUAGGAGGGAGACGGGUGACAGCUCAGCAGCGAGGAGAUCGAGAUCGCCCGCUACUACCCACAGAUCUGCAGGGGCGGCGGGUACGGGUGCGGGUAGCCGGAACGGGUCGGUCAAGAGGGCGAACCAGUCGCCGGGUCGGGUUAGGAAGGAUCCGCCUGAAAUCAGUGCCAACAGUGAGGCAACAAAAUCCGGGAACGGGGAUACCGCUUUUCAUCAUCAUCGUGGUAAUGAUGAUGAUGAUGAGAAGGAAGACGCUGCGGCAGCUAACGAGUCUCUGGAGAAUCCGCUGGUUUCGCUUGAAUGUUUCAUCUUUCUGUGAUUGCUUGGUGCAAUUAAUUAGUGACCCCACUUUUCUGUAAUCCUUUUUCUGUAAUUUAUUUACGCUUUUGAUGAUGUGAAUGAAUGAUUAAGUUGAUUGCUUUGUGUAAGGAAGAAAGGUCGUCAGGAAAGAUUGCGAUUUUGAGCAAAAGGGAAGAUGGAUUGAUGAUCAUCAUUUGGGUGGACUAUUGGGAAUGGGGAAUUUUCAGUGGGUUGAAUCGACCUUUGCUCCUAAUGAGUUAUUUGUCUACUAUGAGUUAUUGGACUGUGGAUUUUAGAAAUGAGAUAAUUUGAUUCAAUUGCAUCGAAAUCAACUCAUUUCAUAAGU